This is a messenger RNA of Amborella trichopoda, 1305 nucleotides long. It is a transcript of the gene ATAB2, whose product is annotated as RNA binding protein. Gene Ontology annotation, molecular function: RNA binding. Lineage: Eukaryota; Viridiplantae; Streptophyta; Magnoliopsida; Amborellales; Amborellaceae. The record is from RefSeq and is a predicted model, not a curated record.
GUAAUUGUGCACCUAAAUCAGCCAUGCAUUUUGGAGAUAAGGAAUAAAACCAGAGGCCUCCAAAAAACACUUAGGAUGCCAUAGCCAUGGCAUCUUUGAGCUUCACUACUGGUACAGCAAGAAACCCUAAACCCUACUCUGGAACCCCGAUUCUCUCCUCCAAAAUCCCAUUUCAAGGGUUUUGGUUGUGCCCCAGAACAAGGAGAGUCUGCCAUAGCUUAAAUACAGGCAGAGACCAGUUUGUUACUUCACCACUUGAUGAUCCCCAAUCUGUUUCCUUGGAUUUUACGGAUGAGGUAAGCUUUCUGGAUCCUGAUAUUGAUCCUGAAACUAUAACUGAAUGGGACCUUGAUUUUUGCUCAAGACCCAUUCUUGAUAUAAGGGGCAAGAAAUUGUGGGAGCUCGUGGUUUGUGAUGGGACGCUUUCACUUCAAUUCACAAAGUUUUUCCCUAACAAUGUCAUAAAUAGCAUUACACUUAGGGAUGCCAUUGUUUUGAUCUCUGAGACCUUGGGUGUUCCUUUACCAGAGAGGAUUCGUUUUUUCAGGUCCCAGAUGCAAACAAUCAUUGCAAGAGCAUGUAAAGAGCUUGGAAUUAAGCCGGUGCCUUCUAAAAGGUGUAUAUCAUUACUUCUAUGGCUUGAGGAGCGAUAUGAGACUGUGUACAUGCAACACCCUGGAUUCCAAAAAGGUUCUAAGCCUCUUUUGGCAUUAGAUAAGCCAUUCCCAAUGGACCUGCCUGAAAACCUUUUCGGGGAGAAGUGGGCUUUUGUCCAGUUACCGUUCUCAGCUGUUCAAGAGGAAAUCAUGACAUUAGAAAAAAGAUUUGCAUUUGGUGCUGGACUUGAUCUGGAUCUAUUAGGAAUUGACAUUGAAGAUAGCACAUUAGUGCCAGGACUUGCUGUUGCAUCUUCACGCUCCAAACCAUUGGCAGCUUGGAUGAACGGGUUGGAGGUUUGUUCGGUAGAGGCUGAUAUAGAUCGAGGGUGCUUGAUUCUCACAGUUGGGGUUUCCACUAGGUAUGUGUAUGCUUCUUAUAAGAAGAAUGCGGCCACAAGACAGGAAUCUGAAGCUUGGGAAGCAGCAAAGAGGGCUUGUGGAGGCCUACAUUUUCUUGCCAUUCAGGACAGUUUGGAUUCAGAAGAUUGUGUUGGGUUUUGGCUUUUGUUGGAAUUACCCCCUCCACCUCUAUAACAAUGUAAAAGAAAAGCAAACUUGCAUUUUUUGAGCGCUUAUGAGUUGUAAUCUGUUAAGUAUCAAAGGUAGGUCAAAAAUGAUAAAUGGUAAUAUCUUUCUUUCCUCACUC